UCUUGACGUAAUCACUAAAAGUUGGAGAAUGAGUGCAGUGCAUCACUACAUGUGACCGGUGCCGGCUUUCCAGUGUUUUACUAUUGAAGAAUUCGCAGUUUUCAAAUUGAAGUAGUACAGAAGCGGAUUUCUUCAGAUUUUAAGUCUCCGUAACUUAAAAGAAGACAUGCCACCAAACGUGACUAGUGCCCCUAAUGGGAUCCAGUACGAGGAUGAGACCAUGGACCCUCUGAUUCCCUCUAUAGAGAAAUACGAUGGCUACCCGAAGCAACUUCCGGGCAAGGAGUACAAGCGAGAGCUGGUCUGGCGUAACAUCAUCCUGUUCGCAUACUUACAUCUUGCAGCCCUCUAUGGCGCCUACCUUAUGUUAACAGCUGCCUCCUGGCCCACCGUCAUUUGGGCUAUCGUGCUAUAUCACUUUUCGGGGUGGGGUAUUACGGCAGGGGCACACAGACUCUGGGCCCACCGUUCCUACAAGGCGAACCUGCCUCUACGUAUGAUCCUGGUCCUCUUCAAUACCCUGGCCUUCGAGAACCAUGUGAUAGAGUGGGCACGUGAUCACAGAGUGCACCACAAGUUCAGUGAGACCAAUGCAGACCCUCACAAUGCAAACCGAGGAUUUUUCUUCUCCCACAUCGGCUGGCUGCUGUGCCGCAAACACCCUGACGUCAUAUCUAAGGGCAAGGGCAUCGAAAUGAGUGACCUGGAGAACGAUCCUCUUCUGAAGUUCCAGAGAAAAUACUAUCUGAUCCUGAUGCCUAUCGUGUGUUUUGUGGUGCCAACUGUUAUUCCUGUAUACUUGUGGGGUGAGACCUGGACCAAUGCCUGGUUCGUGGCCACACUUUUCCGCUACACCUUCACUCUCAACAUGACCUGGCUUGUCAACAGCGCUGCUCACAUGUGGGGUCAGCGCCCUUACGACAAAUUCAUCAACCCAUCGGAGAACCUGUCUGUGGCAGUGGGAGCCCUGGGUGAAGGUUGGCACAAUUACCACCACACCUUUCCUUGGGAUUACAAAACAGCUGAGCUAGGAAACUACCGGGCCAACUUCACCACAGCCUUCAUCGACUUCUUCGCCAAGAUCGGUUGGGCCUACGAGCUGAAGACAGUGUCCGAGGAGAUGGUCAGGAGACGUGUACAGAGGACGGGAGACGGCACUCACGAAAAAUACUCUCACUCACACAAGGGUGAUGUGUGGGGGUGGGGAGACAAAGACAUGCUCCAACAAGACAAAGACGAAGCACUAGUCAUUAACAGAAAAUCACAGUGAUUAUCUAAAAAUUUAGUUUUGUCUACAAAACAUUCCAACAUUUACCACCAUUUUAUGGGUCUUAGGCUUCACUUUUCCCGAUGGUUUCAACUUAGUCAACUUACUCAUUUGAACCAUCAUGACUUACAAUUUGUAAUAUGCCUAAUAGAAAUAAAGUUCUAUGGUGAAAUGAGAUUAUUUUGUUUAUAAUCAGUGUAUAUAAUAUUUUGAUAUAAUAUUUAAAUACGUUUUUUAUAUGCUUCUAGAGCAAAGUGAUUAUAUGUUCCUUUUUGUAUUGUUAAUAGUGUAGUAAGAUCUUGGAAGAGUGUGUUGUCCUGGACAUUGAGUGAGUGGUUGUAUGGUAGUAAUAUUCAAUUAGUAAUAGUAAUAUUCUUAAAAAGAAAUACACAAGUAGAUUGCCCAGAUAAUUGUAGAAUCUCGCACAUCUUGGUUGUUUACUUGUCAAUAAAAUUGCUCUGUGAUAAUAUGUGACUUAACGCCUUAUUGACUAAUAAUUUAUUUUCAUUUAUUUCACUCUUCAUCUAACAUGAUUUUUUUAAUUAUUACAUAGAGCAAUCAUUGACAGUAUUAGUUGUGUUGUGUUAAAGUGUAGUUAGUUUCUUAUACAAAUAUGGCAGGUGAUAUAUUUUUCAUUUCUGGUAGUUAUGUUUUAAGUUUCACCUUUAAUGUAGCAAAUUUAUUUAUAUUGUUGACUUGGAGCAUUGUCAAGUUUUUCGAUUACAAAUACAACAAUCUUACUAUUGUAUAUCUAAUCAGAAUAUAUUAAAAGAAAUUACAUUUUCUAUUACAAA
Homalodisca vitripennis (glassy-winged sharpshooter) is the source of this 2061-nucleotide messenger RNA. RefSeq names its product acyl-CoA Delta-9 desaturase-like. Gene Ontology annotation, cellular component: endoplasmic reticulum membrane. Bases 167 to 1270 code for a protein of 367 amino acids. Gene Ontology annotation, molecular function: stearoyl-CoA 9-desaturase activity; iron ion binding. NCBI's taxonomy places the organism in Eukaryota, Metazoa, Arthropoda, Insecta, Hemiptera, Cicadellidae. Gene Ontology annotation, biological process: unsaturated fatty acid biosynthetic process. The record is from RefSeq and is a predicted model, not a curated record. The transcript is spliced from 6 exons.